This is a messenger RNA of Ictalurus furcatus (blue catfish), 4854 nucleotides long. RefSeq names its product NACHT, LRR and PYD domains-containing protein 3-like. The record is from RefSeq and is a predicted model, not a curated record. Lineage: Eukaryota; Metazoa; Chordata; Actinopteri; Siluriformes; Ictaluridae. The transcript is spliced from 16 exons. Bases 1003 to 4839 code for a protein of 1278 amino acids. Gene Ontology annotation, molecular function: protein binding.
UCUCUGAAAAGUUUCUGAUUGUUUUCACUUUAUUUGUAUACUUUGCAAUUUCACAUUAAAGGUGGGAAAAGUUUUGACAUGAUUUCAUCUUAGUUUCAUUCUUUUACUUCACAAAACCCUGCCAUUGUAACAGGGGUGUGUAGACUUUUAUACCCACUGUAAAUCCUCUCACAGUGGCGUCUCUAAUCGCUUUGUGGAGGCGUUUAGUGUCUCAGACAGACUUGCUGAUGUUGUUUCUGACUGUAUCACACUCAGGUAAUCACUGUCUGUGAUUACACACACUCAUCCACACCUAGGGGCAAUUUAUCACAGCCAUGUCAUCUGCCAUACCUGCAUGUUUUUGUACAGUGGGAGGAAACCCACAUAGAUACAGGAUAAAUCUGGUUAAUCUGGUUCACUGAGGGUUUUAUACACAGGGUGUUCUCUCACUGAACCAGAUUCCCCAGAUUCUUCCUGUAUCUAAAACAGCUCUACCCACUGUACCACUGUGUCCCUUAGAAAUGUAUUGUGAAAUGUAUUGUUCUCUGCUUGAUAUCGCUUUGCUUGUAUCUUUCUCAUUUGUAAGUCGCUUUGGAUAAAAGCGUCUGCUAAGUGAAGAAAUGUAAAUGUAAAUAUAAAUGUCUCUUUUUUCAUAUUCUACACAGCUCUUUAUGAUUUAUGUGUUUGAGCAUGUGUGUGUGUGUGUGUGUGUGUGUGUGUGUGUGUGUGUGUAGUUCCUGCUCCUGUUGCAUCUGUGUUUAUAUAAAGUGGACUGUGUGUGUGUGAGUGAGUGAGUGGGGGAGAGAGAGAGAGAGAGAGAGGGAGAGAGAGAGAGAGAUUUUACACUGUAAGAAGUUGUAGUUGAAACUCCACCUUUUCUGCUCCUGACUGUGGUCAUAUCAGGUGAAAGUGAAAGCAGGUAAUUUUUGUGUCGAGAAAAACACGAAGCUCUUUGGAACAGAAUCGCACAGGACUCAUCUAAACUAAUACUAAGAGACAGCAGACAUUAGACUUUCUGAAAUAAUGUCGGGGGAGUGUGAGGAACUCAGAACAUCUGAAAUGAGUCAUCAAGAGGAGCAGCACAAGAUCCAAAGUGGAAUUAAGAAAAGGACAGUUUCACCUGUAUCCAGCUGCGUGUCCUAUAAGAGUGACCAAUCACUGCCACCUCGACCUAAUUUUAAAGGUGGAACAUCCUCUGUGGAAAGAAACCAAAAACAGAAACCAAAAAUCGACUGCAGAAAUCGGAUGGAGUCCAUAUUCAAGGAGCUGGAGCACAAAGUCAUCACUCUGUUGAAGAAUGAGCUGAACAGGUUCAAGAUGCUACUGAGUACUGAUUUCCCAGCAUGCUCUGAGGAGGAAGAGGAGGAGCAGGAUCUGCACUGUUUCAAUAAGGGUGUGCUGAAGAUCACACUGCACAUCCUGGAGAACAUGGAGCAGACAGAUCUCACUCACACACUGCAGAUCAAGCUGGGAUCUGUUUAUCAGCGAAAGCUCAAAUCCAGACUUCUAGAUAAAUUUAAAAGAAUUAAUGAAGGAAUCUCACAGCAUGGGACAUCAACACUUCUGAAUCAGAUCUACACAGAGCUCUACGUCACAGAGGGUGGGAGUGGAGACGUCAAUAAAGAACAUGAGGUGAGACAGAUUGAGACAGCGUCCAGGAGACCAGCAGCAGAGGAGACACCCAUCAAAUGUAAUGAGCUCUUUAAAGACAAGUCCAUCAGAAGAGUGCUGACUAAAGGAGUAGCUGGAAUUGGAAAAACAGUCUCUGUGCAGAAGUUCAUUCUGGACUGGGCUGAAGGUAAAGAGAAUCAGGACGUCACCUUCAUGUUUCCACUUCCCUUUAGAGAGCUGAAUUUGGUGAAGCAGGGGACCUUCAGUCUGAUGAGCCUUCUUCAUCAGUUUUUCCCUGACAUUAAGGACUUGGAAGUAAUAGACAGUGACACCUACAAAGUCCUGUUCAUCUUUGAUGGUCUGGAUGAGUGUCGACUUCCUCUAAAUUUCCAGAAGAAUGAGAUGUUGAGUGAUGUGACAGAGUCAGUCUCAGUGGAUGUGCUGCUGACAAACCUCAUCAAGGGGAAUCUGCUUCCCUCUGCUCACCUCUGGAUAACCACUCGACCAGCAGCAGCCAAUCAGAUCCCUCCUGAGUGUGUAGACCAGGUAACAGAGGUACGAGGGUUCAGUGAUCCUCAGAAAGAGGAGUACUUCAGGAAGAGGAUCAGUGAUCAGAGCCUGUCCAAUAAAAUCAUCACACACAUGAAGUCUUCCAGAAGCCUCUUCAUCAUGUGUCACAUCCCAGUCUUCUGCUGGAUCUCAGCCACUGUUCUAGAGAGAAUGUUGGGUGAAGCAAAGAUUGGAGAGAUCCCCAAGACUCUGACUCAAAUGUUCACACACUUCCUGAUCUUUCAGAUCAAACACAAGGACCAAAAGUACCAUCAGAAAUGUGACCUUGACAUUCCCCAGGCCAGAGCGAGUAUCCUGGCACUGGGAAAACUGGCUUUCCAACAGCUGGAGAAAGGAAACCUGAUGUUCUAUGAGGAAGACCUGAGAGAGUGUGGCAUUGAUGUCAGAGAAGUGACAGUGUACUCAGGAGUGUGUACCCAAAUCUUCAGAGCAGAGUCUGGACUCCACCUGCUGAAGAUGUUCAGCUUUGUGCAUCUGAGUGUUCAGGAGUUUUUGGCUGCAUUAUAUGCAUUUCUCUGCUUCCUUGACAAAAACCCAACAAAAGAACAAACCACUGAUCUUUCUGGUCUUUUCAACAUAUCAGAAAUGUCUGACUUCCUCAAGAGUGCAGUGGAUCAGGCCUUACAGAGUGACAACGGACACUUGGAUCUUUUCCUCCGCUUCCUUCUGGGCCUCUCAGUGGAGUCUAAUCGGGAGCUCAUUCGAGGUCUGCUGACACACAAAGGAAACAGCUCUGACUGUCAGAAGGACAUAGUUGAGUACAUCAAGUUCAAGUUUGAACACAAUCCAUCUCCAGAGAGAUCCAUCAAUCUGUUCUACUGUCUGAACGAGUUACAAGAUGAUUCACUAGUGAAAGAGAUCCAAAGCCGCAUGAGCUCAGGACGUCUCUCUGAAGCUGAACUCUCACCUGCUCAGUGGUCUGCUCUGGUCUUUGUGUUGCUGACAUCAGAGGAGGAUCUGGAAGUGUUUGAGCUACAGAAGUUCAUAAAGUCAGAUGAAUGCUUUAAGAGACUGCUACCAGUCGUCCGGGAAGCCACAAGAGUUCUGCUCAGCGAGUGUAACCUGACAGAGAGAAGCUGCUCGGCUUUACACACAGUUCUCAGCUCAGAAUCCUCCAAGCUGACUGAGGUGGAUCUGAACAGUAAUCCUCUGGAGGACUCAGGAGUGAAGCUGCUUUGUGCUGGACUGAAGAGUCCAAACUGUAAACUGGAGAAACUGAGACUUUCAGACUGCAGAAUAACAGAGGAAGGAUACGCUGCUCUGGCUGAAGCUCUGAAAUCAUCACACCUGAUAGAGCUGGAUCUCAGAGGGAACGACCCUGGAGCAUCAGGAGUGAAGCUGCUCACUGAUGUACUACAGGAUCCACACUGUACACUGGAGACACUGAGGCUGCUGAAAAGUGCUGAUGCAGAGAAGGCCUGUGAUUUUCUGACUGAGGUUCUGGGUAAAAACCCCUUACUGCAGAGAGAACUGGAUCUGAGUGGAAAAAUAAAAGGAGAUUCAGGAGUGAAGCAGCUCUCUGUUCUACUGGAGGAUUCACACUGCAGACCUGAGAGACUCAUGCUAAAGGGCUGUGGUGUUACAGAAGAAGGCUGUUCUGCUUUGACUUCAUCUUUUCAUUCAAAUCCUGCACACAUAAGAGAGAUGGAUCUGAGUGAGAAUAAAUGUGGAAACUCUGGAGUGCAGAAGCUUUGUGCACUACUGCAACAUCAGCCCUGUAACCUGCAGAUACUGAGACUUUCAGACUGCAGUAUAACAGAGAAAGGAUACGCUGCUCUGGCUGAAGCUCUGAAAUCAUCACACCUGAUAGAGCUGGAUCUCAGAGGGAACGACCCUGGAGCAUCAGGAGUGAAGCUGCUCACUGAUGUACUACAGGAUCCACACUGUACACUGGAGACACUGAGGUUGUUGAAAAGUGCUGAUGCAGAGGAAGCCUACAAGUGUCUUACUAACAUUUUCAGAAGAAACCCCUUACUGCACACGGAGCUGGAUCUGAGAUACAAGACACCUGAAGACGUCAAAGUGGAGCAUCUCUCGGCUCUGCUGCAGGAUCCACAUUACAGACUGCAGAAACUCACGUUGUAUGAUAAAGGCAGUAUUACAGAAGAUGACUUUUCACAUUUGACCUCUGCUCUGGUUUUAAAUCCUUCACACCUGAGAGAGUUGAAUCUAAACAGGAAUGAAGCAGGAGAGUCUGGAGUGAGAAAUCUGUGUGAUUUCCUGAAGAAUCCUAAAUGUAACCUGCAGAAACUAAAAUUACGUAACAGUGUAAAUGAGAAAUCCUGCACUGAUUUGGUUUCAGCUCUCUGUACAAAUCCAUCACACAUCAGAGAGCUGGAUCUGAGUGGGUGUAAACUAGGAGACUCAGGAGUGGAGAAGCUCUGUGAUCUACUGAAGAAACACGAGUGUAAACUGGAGACACUGCGGUUAAUAGAUUGCAGAAUAACAGAUAGAGACUGUGCUGCUCUGACUGCAGCUCUGAAGUUAAACUCCUCACAUCUGAAAGAUCUGGAUCUGAGCUAUAAUGAACUGGGAAAUUCAGUCACACAACUCGAGGAGUUACUGAAGCGUUCAGGAGGACAGAUACGAUAUGAUGAAAUCCACAUGAGUGAAACUGUUCUUCACAGUAGUACUAGACGCACCAGAGAGAAAACGUGUAAAGUGUGUACAGUAAUGUAGGAAGCAGUGUUUACA